This is a messenger RNA of Camelina sativa (false flax), 1800 nucleotides long. RefSeq lists its product as uncharacterized. NCBI's taxonomy places the organism in Eukaryota, Viridiplantae, Streptophyta, Magnoliopsida, Brassicales, Brassicaceae. The record is from RefSeq and is a predicted model, not a curated record.
AUGGAGACUUUCUGCGAAGCAUGGGAGAGGUUCAAGGAAUAUCUGAGAGACUGCCCUCACCACGGUUACACCCAAGAAAACCUGAUGAACAUUUUGUAUGGGGGUAUCGAACAAAAGUAUCAGAUGGCGUUAGACACAGCUAGCAAAAGAGAUUUCUCCACCAACACCGCAAAUGAGGCCAAUGCACUGAUAGAGAAUCUUGCGGCAAGCAAUAGCAAUCACGGCACAGACUAUGAUCGUAUGGUGCGGGUCAAUGCUGUCGAGACUGAUGCUAUUAAGGAUCUCACAGCCAAGGUGAAUCUCCUACUAAAAAGAGAUCACCAGAACGUUAACUUGUGCGAGGAACAUGCUGGGGGAUAUGUGGAUUUUGGAGCUAAGACAUACCUUAUGGGUACAGAGGAGGUUAACUACUUAGGAGGACAUGGGAAUUUCCAGAACCGCGGCUUUAAUCAGAAUUUCCGAAACCACCCUAAUCUAUCCUACCGAAGCACUAAUGUCGAAAAUCCUCAGGAUCAGAUUUAUCCACCGCGACCUCAGCAGAACAAUUUCACGCAAGGAUUUCAAACCAAGGGGACGGGAUUUGGAGGAUCAAACUUUCAGCAAAAGCCUCAAGCAAACAAUUUUGCACAAGGCUUUCAAGCACCGCAACAACAACCAGCUACCCAGCAAGAAAGCAAACUAGAGCAGAUUAUGCAAGCUCUCAUGGAUAGUCAAAAGAAAAAUGCUGGAGAGAUCAAUGUCAAGACAGACAACCUGUAUUCGGAGUUGAAUGGGAGGAUCGAAACGUUAAACACUCACGUUAGGGUCUUAGAAAAUCAGGUGGCACAAGCUUCAGCGAGAGUCAAAGCACCUCCAGGAACACUACCAGGUAAGUCCGAGGCCAACCCAAAAGAAUUCAUGAACGCCAUUACUCUCCGAAGUGGGAAGGAGAUAGAAGGACCACCGCUGACAAAAAGGACUGAACGAUCCGAGGUAUCUGGACAGAACAAUGACCCAGUCAAAAACGCUCAACAGAACACAGAUGAUGUUGUGAGUUCCGGUGCCAAUGAAGCUGAAAAAGAGCCCGACAAAAAACUCGAGCGAACGUACACACCGAAACUUCCUUUUCCAACCCACCGUAAGACGAAGAUACAAGAACGUGAGUAUGCGAAGCUAAAAUCAGUAGUGGGUGAGCUUCAAGUCCGACUACCAUUCAUCAAAGCAGUGCGAAUGGUUCCAUCUCUCAAGAAGUAUAAGAAGGAAAUAUUGACCGAUAAACUCAGCCUGGAACAAGGAGUGAUGUAUUUUACGCAUGCGUGUAGCGCCAUGCUCCAAAACCGAAUGCCUGAAAAAUGUGGAGACCCAGGCCCUUUAACGCUACCUUGCACGAUUGGAGAGCUCAAGUUCAGUCACUGUCUAUGCGAUCUUGGAGCCAGUGUAAGUUUGAUGCCAUUAAGUGUAGCAACUAGACUUGGGUUGUACAACUUUAAGCCGACGCAAGUCACCCUUGUCCUAGCAGACCGUUCAACUAGUCGUCCAGAAGGGUUGUUGGAGAACCUUCCAGUACAAAUUGGGAAUUGCUAUAUACCUACAAACUUCAUUGUUCUGAAGCUUGAUGAGGAAUCUAAAGACCCUAUCCUACUAGGUAGGCCUUUCUUGGCUACUGCGGGUGCAAUGAUAAACGUCCGAGAAGGGAAAAUAGAUCUGCACAUGGAUGAUUUGGUACUGCAAUUUAAUCUUGAGAAGGCGGCUAAAAAGCCGACCAUUGACGGCCAAACCUUCUGGGUUGAUACGAUCGAAGAGAUAGCAACCGAGAUCUAG